GUUUGAUGUCCCACUUAUUCUGUCUAAACCGCCGAGAGUUGCGGCGUCGCCAAGAUGAUCAUUUCCCACUUGGAACAGCCCUCGGAUUCGCAGAUUCUUAGCACGCAGAUGAUCACUUCCAGAUGAAGCAGCCCGCAAAAACCAAUUCAUCUGCCCCAAGGAGGACGUGACGUGAGAAAAAAGGAUGAAAAUGAAACGGAAGUGUAAACGAAACAAAACAUGGUCAGGGGGCGGAGAGACGGGGAUUUUGGAAGAAUAUAGGGGAGAAAUACUGUUGAGCUGAGUCCUUGCUGAAUAUAAAUAAGAUGAAAGACCUCUCACUCAUGAUGUCUAGCUAGCAUUGGACUCUGUAUCCAUCUGCAAUUCUUGAGUUGAGACUUGUAAAACAGCCUUCAUCUCAAAUCACCAUGCAUAUCCAAAGCUUGAUCAAGCUUUAUGCCACGGCGGCACUCGCUGCUUCAUCAUCUGCUCUCUCCGUGCCUCGGUCCAGCUCAAGCUCUCUUGAAUCUCGCCAGAAUGGAGGACCACUCGUCUUUUGCCACUUCAUGAUUGGCAUCGUCGGCAACAGAGGCAGCGCCGCCGACUUCGACGCCGACAUGAAAAACGCAAAAGCCGCCGGCAUCGACGCCUUUGCGCUCAACAUCGGCGUAGACUCGUACACCGACCAGCAGCUCGAGUACGCCUACGAGUCCGCGGCCAACAACGGCAUGAAGGUCUUCAUCAGCUUCGACUUCAACUGGUACCACACCGACCAGGGCACGCAAGUCGGCCAGAUGAUUCAAAAGUACGGCUCCAAGCCCGCGCAGCUGCUCGUCGACGGCAAGAUCUUCGCCUCGAGUUUCUCUGGUGAUGGUGUUGAUUCGAAUGCUGUUCGUUCUGCGGCGGGGGGAAACAUCUUUUGGGCGCCAAACUUUCAUCCUCAGCAGGGAACGAACUUGGGUGAUGUCGAUAGCGCCUUUAACUGGAUGGCCUGGCCCAGCGACGGCAACAACAAAGCCCCCAAGCCAGGAUCCAAUGUUACUGUCCAAGACGGUGAUAACACUUACACCAGCGCCCUCGCCGGCAAACCAUAUCUCGCCCCUGUAUCCCCCUGGUUCUCUACUCACUUUGGAGCCGAAGUGCCCUACUCCAAGAACUGGGUGUUCCCCGGAGACUUCCUCUGGUUCGACCGCUGGACGCAGAUCCUGCAGCUCAAGCCGCGCUUCGUCGAAAUCAUCACCUGGAACGACUACGGCGAGAGUCACUACGUCGGCCGCCUCGACAGCCCGCACGGCGACGACGGGAACUCCAAGUGGACGUAUGGAAUGCCGCACAACGGCUGGCUGGACAUGGCCGAGCCCUUCAUCGCCGCGUAUAAACAAGGUUCAAGUGAUCCGGCACCGCAUAUCGCCGAGGAUAAGAUUGUGUAUUGGUUCCGUCCUACAUUGUCGAGCAUCAACUGCGAUGCUACAGAUACUACUAUGGGUGACGCCGACAAUUCUACGGGCAAUUACUUUAAAGGUCGACCCGACGGAUACCAAACUUUGCAGGAUAAAGUCUUCAUCGUCACGCUGCUCAAGGAAGCUGGUACUCUCGAGGUCACCGUCGGGGGCAACACGCAGACCUUCCAGGCUGCUGCCGGCGCAAACAAGUUCUCCGUCGACAUGGCACCUGGUCCGAUCUCGUUCAAGGUCAACGGCUUGUCUGGCGAUGCGGGGAUGCAAAUUCUUGAUCAUUGUCCCUGUGGAAUUUACAACUUUAAUGCGUAUGUGGGCACGAUUCCUGCUGGGGUGCCGGAUCAGCUGCAGCCUGCGGGUUAUUCGAAUAUUAUGAAUGGCCUCAAGGUGUCGACGUGUGGUCCUACUGGGAAUUAAUAAAGAAGAGAGUGAUUAAUGAGUUGAUUUUGUGUAUAUGUUGAUAUAUCAUGUAUAUACUAAAACUGUGUCUAUAUCAGGAUGUUGAAUAUACGAGUAUAAUACAAAAG
Trichoderma harzianum CBS 226.95 is the source of this 1963-nucleotide messenger RNA. RefSeq names its product glycoside hydrolase family 71 protein. Gene Ontology annotation, molecular function: glucan endo-1,3-alpha-glucosidase activity. Lineage: Eukaryota; Fungi; Ascomycota; Sordariomycetes; Hypocreales; Hypocreaceae. Gene Ontology annotation, biological process: mating projection tip cell wall disassembly. The record is from RefSeq and is a predicted model, not a curated record. The transcript is spliced from 2 exons. The coding region runs from base 408 to 1853 and encodes 481 amino acids.